This is a messenger RNA of Pomacea canaliculata, 1079 nucleotides long. RefSeq lists its product as uncharacterized. The record is from RefSeq and is a predicted model, not a curated record. Bases 409 to 1062 code for a protein of 217 amino acids. The transcript is spliced from 3 exons. NCBI's taxonomy places the organism in Eukaryota, Metazoa, Mollusca, Gastropoda, Architaenioglossa, Ampullariidae.
CGCUCCGUCAGACACCCGGAGAGCGUUACGCGAGCGCCACAAGCCAGGGUGUGCGCCGCCAGAAGCCGUUACGGGGAGACCGGCGACUGCGGGGAGCGUCCUGCCUCGAGACGACGGUGGUGCUAAGGACACCGCAACAGCGACGACGGCAGAGACGAGCUCAUGUCGGAGGGUUAGUCAGUGUUUACAGAUCUCAGGUGUGAACAUGGGACCCACAGGUGCUACGACUACGCAAGUACUUGUGGACUGACACGCUGCUAGCCGCUCACAUCUCAGGUGAGGUGGAGGGUCCAGGUGAGACGUCACGGUGUCCGAGGAGGAUUCUGCGCUCACACCUGCGCCUGUGGCAAGUUGUGUCAGUUGUAACUCGCUACCUCGCCUGCAAGGUCCCCCUGAUACCGCUGAGCCAUGGAGGACGCCAGGAGGCGGGCCGCCGACGAAAAGGUUCUGAGGAUCGACCACAGCGAUGUUUAUUUGGAGAACGACCGCCUGUCGGAGGAGCUGGGCAAGUCACUGGACACAAUCUUUCGCGCCAAGCAUCGCACAGUCAUCAAUCACGUGUAUGAAAUGAGGCAGCUGCGUCGGUCCCUGAAUGCGGCGGCCUCGAGGAACCCCAGAACCAUCUCCUCCGUAACGGCGCUGCGACCGCACACGUCCCCCAUGUACAUCCGCACGCGCGCACCCCGGGUGGUCAAGCUGGACGUGCACGUCCCCAGCGCCCACGCCCACGCAGACAGUGUGGUUGGCGGGGGCAGCCACCCGCACAGCAGGCCUAACACCCACGAGCGAGCAGGAGUAGCAACAACGUCAGCGACGACGACGACGACGACAACGACGAGGAUGAGGAUGAAGAAAGCGAAGACAACAGUGAUGAUGUCGCAGACGAAAAGGCUGCGGGACGAGUGUCGCGAAGUGUCCUGUCUGGUCAUGCGGCAGGAAGAAGUGGACUGUCAACGAAAGACCAGACUCCUGAAACACCCGUACCCAAGAAAGUCAGCAAGUGAGGAACUAACCUCUUGUCCUCCUAGCAGCUGUUACCGUUGCAUCUUCUUGCUUUUGUAAAGCGUGCAGUUUGCCUG